UGAUCCCAUCCCCACAUGCAUACGUGGCGGGGUUGGCACCGCACCCCACCCGCCACUAUAAAUAGUCUCCUUCAACCUGCCGACCUCCUCCUCUCCGAACUCGAGAAAAAAUACACACAGAGCGAAGCAGCUCGAAGAGAGAGAGAGGGAGAAAUUCUAGAGAGAGAAAGCUCUGAAAACUUCCCCAAAAUCUCCGUUCCGGAAGCUAAAUUCGUUCCUAUUCCCGAGCUUGUGGCUUCCUCUCCUCUCUCUCUCUCUCUCUCUCUCUCUCUCUCUAUAUCCUCCGGUUUGAAUCAUUCUAGCUCCCUCCUUCAGAUCAUACCCAGUUGCGGCUCUGCUUUUCUCCCCGAAAACCUAGCAUUUACUUCAUUGUUCUACACAGCCAUGGUUUUCUGGGUUUUUGGCUACGGUUCACUGGUGUGGAACCCAGGAUUCGAGUAUGAUGACAAAGUAAUUGGGUUUGUUAAGAACUACAAGCGCGUAUUUGAUCUUGCAUGCAUUGACCAUAGAGGUACGCCUGAGCACCCUGCUAGAACUUGCACUCUGGAAGAAAAUGAAGGAGCAAUCUGCUGGGGAGUUGCUUAUUGUGUACGUGGGGGCCCUGAAAGGGAAAAGGCAGCAAUGGAGUAUCUGGAGCGGAGGGAAUGUGAAUAUGACAAGAAGUCUCUUGUAGACUUCUAUAAGGAGGAGGAUCACUCACAGCCUGCUUUGACUGGAGUUAUAGCAUUUACGUCCACCCCGGAUAAAUUUUCAAACAGGUACUAUUUGGGGCCUGCACCGCUGGAAGAUAUGGCCAGGCAAAUAGCAACUGCUUUUGGACCUUGUGGAAACAAUCGAGAUUAUCUUUUCCUGCUAGAGAAAGCCAUGUUUGACCUAGGUCACGAGGAUGACUAUGUGAUCGAGCUAGCAGAUGAAGUGCGAAAGGAACUUGAAAUUAUCGGGAAGCGGGAAAAGAAGUUGAUCUCGCCCCACAAAAUCCCGCCAAAAGCUGUCCACAUCCCAUCCCUCCAGAGACGUCCCCUUCAAGAAGCCAUAGUCAUGGAUUCCUCAUGAAAGGCAAUAAACCCGCCUAAAGAGAGGGCUCUUUAACUGAAGUUAAUGCCCGCGUGCAGGAGCAUCGGCGCGCAUUCAAUUUUCUCGAGUAGUAUCAGUAACCUCAUUCCUUGUUCGCAAUUAACCUAUCGUAGCUUUCCAUUGUUUUAUUUAGUACUUUAGCCAUUGUUAAGUUCGGGCUUCAGCUGCGCAUGGAAGUAGUAGUCCAUAGCCGAGAGGACUGACUAUAUAACUGGGAGACGAUAGUGAAAACUAAUGAUAAAAUUGUAGCAGUUGCCUUUGGAGCUUAAAUGAAGUUUAUUUUAGUAGUAAAGGAGAGGAAUAACAUAUCAGCUCUCACCCAAACUUUUUUACUUGAUUUUUCAUUUCUAUUAGUUAUGUUAUGAUUCUGCCUUUACAUUUGGUA
Messenger RNA from Punica granatum (pomegranate), 1459 nucleotides. The record is from RefSeq and is a predicted model, not a curated record. Lineage: Eukaryota; Viridiplantae; Streptophyta; Magnoliopsida; Myrtales; Lythraceae.